GCUAUAAUAAAAACUUAGUUUAACAGAUUAUUUUGAAAUUUCCACACCUUUGGACCAAAUAUUAUGGAAUGGCCCAACCCUGUUAAUUAUUUCUCAGAUUUGUAACUUUCAUUUGUAUUCUUUUUGUGCUGAAGUGUUGUUAAAACAGUUCAUUAUACGGUGCUUUCAACUGGAACAAGUCAAAAACUAAUUUAGUAUUUUCAGGGUGUUAAUUGAAUAUUUACAAAUAUUUAUGAUCAGAUUAUUUUUUAUUGCAGAAAGUUCAAGUUCACUUGAUGCAACCAAACCAGCAACAUCCCGAAAAAGACAGGCACUUGACAAAGAACCGGAGAAGAUUUCCAAGAUUAAAAAAAAUUACUCUGCUGAAGAUAAAUUAAACAAAGAAAAAAAGGAGGCAAGACAGAAAAAAUUGGAUGUGGACAAGAGAAAAAAUGCUGCUGCUAUACUUCUUGCUGACUCAAUUAUUUCAAAACGUAGAGAAAUGCCAGCUCUUUUUUCUUUAGACCAUGAAAAUCCAGCUGAUUCAUACCUGCCACAGCAUGACAAUGAUACAAACUACAGUGUGUUUCCUCCUCUGAUCAGUCAAAGCUACCAGUUGUUGUUAGAUGGUACCAUAUGGAAGAUGAAAGGCCUCCAGAGUGCUGCAUCAUAGAAUCGCUUCAGACCCCCCUUGACAGAAUACAACAACUACAAGAUGAAUUGGAAACAAUAAAACAGGAACGGGAUAUGUUGAGGAGAGAGGUUCAAAUUUUGAAACAAGCUGGUGCACCAGCAGACUUGAAUGCAACCCCAACAAAAAUUUCUUUCCUAAAAGAUCUGACAAGACAUCUAGAGAGUAAGAAUGGAUUGGAAUCGUUGCCUACCUUACAUCAUGUGACACCGAAACUCCCAAGAAAGAACCUUAUGACAAACACUAAUUAUCAGAAUAUUUCUGAUAAAGAAAUGAACAAUUUGGCUGUAUCAUCGCCAACAAGUGACACUGGUGCCAAAAAAUUCAGACUACUAUCUGAUCACCAGAUUUUUGUCACCAGUCAGCAAAUGAGUUUGAUUAAACAAUUAGGGAUCAACCCUAGGAAACUGAUGAAUGUGUUGCUGGACAUGCUGUUCAGCAAAGAUAUUUUGGCGAUAUCUUCUGCCAAAGGUUCAAGAAGAGCGGUCAACAAGGCCAGUGGCAUGGACAGCCGACAGUUGGAUGUAGAUAUAAUUGCUGCAAUUAAAGAGUACACCCUUCGGGAGUUCAAAAAGGAUGGAAAAGCCUGCAUGAGUGAAUCAGAUAUGAAUAACCUAAUCAACACGAAUUGUGCUAGUGCAAGGAGAAAUUUAAAAAAAAUGACAUGAUGACAUUGAGAUGAAAGCAGUGUGUUAA
Molecule: messenger RNA, 1366 nt
Organism: Gigantopelta aegis
Lineage: Eukaryota; Metazoa; Mollusca; Gastropoda; Neomphalida; Peltospiridae
Exons: 5
Coding region: 616-1338 (240 amino acids)
Molecular function (GO): DNA binding
Source: RefSeq, a predicted model, not a curated record